CAUCAAUCAAACCAUCUUUAAAUAUUCAAUAGACCCUUUUAGAAGAACAACAAAAAAAGGCUAUAUCAAUGGCGGCAACCAAGGCUAGAGCUUCAGCUUCAGCUACCCAAACUCCUCCUCCUGUCGAUGAUGAAUUUGAACCUUUCAGCAGGUGGCACCGUGAGGAAAAAAGCGACACUCUUGAGGUCCAUGUACCUGAAUUCAAAAAAGAAGAACUGAGAGUACAACUCACCAGUCCGGGAAUGAUAAAAAUCUCCGGCGAACGUCAGGUGGAUGCGACAAAACGGAGCCGUUUCUACAAGGAAGUCCGAGUUCCAAAGGACUGCAAUGCUAAUGGAAUUCAUGCAAAGUUCAUCAGUGGACGUCUACAUGUCAUAAUGCCCAAAAAAACAAUUGAAGAAAAUCAACCUGUAACAACCCAACAGCUCCAACCUGACAAAUCUCCAGUACCGGAGACCGGUGAAGAUCAAGCCACUAUGAAAGCUGCUACCUCGCCAGAAAGUGGGAAAGCCAAGGAGAAGAUGAACAUGCCACCAUCUCAGGAUGAGGCACCAAGAGACGGGAAUUCAUUCACAAAAUCUGAUAUUCAGCAGGAACAGUCUGGCACGAGGUUGAAGAAAUUUAACAAGGUGGCGGUGAGCAUUGCUGCGAUGGUGGCGGCGGCGGUGGUGAUCGGUGCUUAUGUUAAGUAUAUGUACAAAUCUUUGGAUGACAUGUUGAUGUAAAAUGGGGUGAAUCUUAAUAACCUCAAAGUCAUGUGCUUGUAUAAAUUUAUUUUUUAUUAUUUAAAAUAUAAAAUUAUUAAUUAAGGUAGCGAUUGGUAAAUGCG
This is a messenger RNA of Ilex paraguariensis (yerba mate), 829 nucleotides long. The record is from the annotation of a GenBank genome assembly. Lineage: Eukaryota; Viridiplantae; Streptophyta; Magnoliopsida; Aquifoliales; Aquifoliaceae.